This is a messenger RNA of Paramuricea clavata, 1695 nucleotides long. The record is from the annotation of a GenBank genome assembly. NCBI's taxonomy places the organism in Eukaryota, Metazoa, Cnidaria, Anthozoa, Malacalcyonacea, Plexauridae.
CUAGUAUCGUAUUUCUUAUAAUACCCAAGCAAUAUACAAUAUGCAAUCUGUAGGUUUGUGAGUUGUCAGAAAUCGCAUCAUUGACAAACAGUGUGCUUUUGAUAUAAGGAGUUAAAUCCAUGACAUUAGUCACGAAAGUGAGGCUCCAACAGCAACAGGUACAUUUUCCCGAAAAGUGAAUUCUGGGAACAUUCUGAAUUUAAUUAGGCGUGUCAUCACACAAGUGUGACAGGAUUCCUGAAAUAUCUAUAGAAACUUGAUCUUACUGUGAGAAGGCUAGAAACCACAAGCAAAGCAGAUUUGUUCGCGACAUUGGUGGCAUAAAUUUCAAGUUCCACCGACAUGAUAGACGCGGUAAAGGAUUAUUUAGCUCCCAAGAGAUUCGGUGUGGUAGCCUAUGUAUGUCUGAUAGUUCAUUUCCUCUGUGGGCUGGUAUUAACAGCUGUAACGUCGGUUUUAAGAGCGGGAGAGACCGAGAAAUUUUCGUGUUUCAUUGAUGCCAAGACUACAAUAGUGUGCACGAAUUACGUCGAUAAAACAUGUUAUUCAAGGUACGAACAGACUUAUAACUCCUCUCUACCUUUGUACGGCUUUAUUUUACUGACUUCUGGAUUCACAGUCCUUGCCAGCGUCAUAUACUCACUGGGAGUAAACGCUCGCAUCAAGGAAGUCGACACAACCUCGACUGAUGGAAUUGAUGAACCUAGAACCGAAAGCAAAGAAACGAGCCAAGGAUUUUAUGUGUUCAACUUCUAUUUCGUCCACCUUGUUGUCCGUUCCCUGUUUGGAAUUGUGUUCACUGUUCUGCAACAUACAGUAUUUUAUCCCCGUGGUUUUGAUUUCGAGUUCAGUUGCAAUCUACCGACGUCAGAUGUAUAUUUGCAGACAGGAAACAAUACGAGUAUUGGCAAGUUAAAUAAUACUUCAAUAACAUGCGAGAACUCUACCGCAUCCGAGAAGCAGUUGUGGAGCGUGAUCGUCUCUAUACUCAACACCGUUAUUGCUGUGAUAAUACUUGGGGAAGUGAUACAUCUUUUGCGAAGGUUUCCACUCCGCAACUGUCGUUCUGAAGCUGGCUGGAGCUGUGACAGGGAGUUUAUUACUGUCUAUCUUCUUCGUAUAAAUCGAUAUGCCCCAGUUGACGUUCAUUUACUGCAACUAAAAACCGCUCCAGGUAAAGACAUUGCGGACACUCCAGAAAAUAGCGCUCCAGACGAGCAUUUCAGUGUAUAGUUAUGCCGAUAGUGGUAUUGCGAACAGUAUAGCAUUCCAGAUUAUGAUAUCGCGGACAGUAUAGAAUCUAGGUAAUUAUAGCAUUCCAGAUAAUAACGUUGCAGACAGUAGCACUCCAGAUAACUAGAAAUACAUGCAUGCACCGCCACUCGCCCUUUCCUAAAAGAGCGACUAUAAUUUCAAAAUACUGAGCAUUGACUUAAUAUUAACUGAUUAAUGUGAUUAAGGUAUAAAAAUAAUUAAUAAACGAUAAGAGUACGACAACACUUGAACUAAAUUCCAUAGAUUCUUCAUUUAUCUUGUAACGAUAAACCUUAUAUGGUAUUAUUGUAUUGAAAGCGAAUGUAAUCUUAUAUAUCUUAUAUGUAUUAUUAUUAUGUAAUCUCUUAUAUACAGGAUGUAUAUAAAAAGAAGUAAUUCAACUUAGGCAUAUUAUCGUGCAUUAUAUUAUUACGUUUAGCC